Messenger RNA from Fusarium pseudograminearum CS3096, 807 nucleotides. RefSeq lists its product as uncharacterized. The coding region runs from base 1 to 807 and encodes 268 amino acids. The transcript has a single exon. Lineage: Eukaryota; Fungi; Ascomycota; Sordariomycetes; Hypocreales; Nectriaceae. The record is from RefSeq and is a predicted model, not a curated record.
AUGUCUUCUACUAACAUCCCUCUCGCUACCUUCGCCGACGACACCACGUUUCCCCCCAUCACUGACACCUUCUGGCCUGACUUCAAGGAAGAAGUCGAGAACGAUGAGCAGAAUCUUCGGGUUCAUGCUCUACGAUGUGGUCUUUGCGAUGAGCUGAUGCCCAGCCAGCUAGCUCAGGCUCACGACCAGCACCGUCCUUGGAUUUUCCCUUGCGGACACAUGGUAGGCUCCAGCUGCUUGAUGUUGACCCAAGGCAAUAAUUUCUUGGACAAGAACCUCAACCUAGCUUGUCCCGUGUGCCGUGUCGACCUUCCCCUCCACGGGUGUGGUCAUCCGGCUAUCGGUAUGCAAGCUCCUCUCGACAAAAAGUCCUUUUCCCAUGUCUCACCCGUCCUAUCCAACGGCGGUCUCUCAGCGAUAAAGUGCGGUCUCUGCGAAGCCAGGUCAGCUCUCAAGUAUCUCCGCGCCGUCGCAGAACUUGAUCCUCCCAGAAUGAAGCGAGGAAAGCGAAUGAAUCUGAGUAUUCGCACAAACCCCAUGCGGUACGAUAUUGUCUACCAGGAUGAUCACCACAAGGUGGUCGAGCGCAAAGACAAUGAAGCCCUGCAUCAGCGCGCGAUGGAGUAUAAAGAUGUUCCCAAGACUGUGCGGGAUCUUUGGGAACAGUAUGUCAAGGAUUGGUCAGAACAGGCUCAUCAGCUGUGGUUCUAUCCUAAUCCGAGUUCCUUUUCUCUUCAUGCUUCUGUGGGUAAAAAGAAAAAGGAGGAGAUGGGUUUUUGGGAGAAGCUCUUGGUUGGUUGGUUUUGA